Messenger RNA from Penaeus monodon (black tiger shrimp), 1449 nucleotides. RefSeq lists its product as uncharacterized. The transcript is spliced from 7 exons. The coding region runs from base 214 to 1449 and encodes 411 amino acids. The record is from RefSeq and is a predicted model, not a curated record. Lineage: Eukaryota; Metazoa; Arthropoda; Malacostraca; Decapoda; Penaeidae.
UUAUUAUUACUUUCACUAAUAAUAAUCAUAAUAAUAUUAAUCACAUAUACUCUCGUUUCCCUUCACAGAUACGACAACGUACCUAUAUCACCAUAAGUUCUUUGAAAAAAGAAAAAAAUAAUAACAACCCCUCUUCCCCUAAAGAAUUAAAAAUGAAUAAAUAAAUAUAUAUAAAAGAAAAGAAUGAAAAACUAAAAAAGAAAAAAAAAGGCCAUGAAAACCACCAUGUUAAUCCGCCUUCUCAAAAACGUCUUUAAGUCCGUAAUCCUUACGAUCCUCUUUGUCUUCAUCGUACACCAAUUAACAGAGGAUCACGUGACCCCAAACUCUUCUCUGACGAUAAAGUAUUGGAAUCGAAAUGCAUUAAAAGUAAAAGGGCGAUAUUCAGGAUACCAUUUACCUUAUAUCGUGAUACCCUUGUUAGGAGAGACGCUUCGCGAGGGGAAACUCAAUGAAAUUUAUCCUACGCUCGAGCGACGUUUUCUCGCUCCUGGAGUACGGUUUCCGGGUGACGUCGUGAAGGACUAUGUCGAGGGAGCCGCUCCUACUUACAGCAUCAAACGAGCAAGCCCCGAGUCAUCUCCCGACGCGUUAGUAAACCGAAAACUAACGAGGGUCAAGGACUAUUUCGACUACUUACAGCAUCCCAGACUAAGGUGUAGGAAAUUGAAGAGAAUGGGAGGCAGCUAUACUUGUGAUGGCCAGGGAGAUCAGGAAGGGAUGGAUGGCCAUAAGUACGUGUGUAUGGACCCCAGCCUCGAACUUGGGGGGACAAAGGACCCCAAAUCCUGCCUUACGAUGUCCUAUGGGGUUCAUAGGGAUUCUACCUUUGACGGAGAUGUUGCAGAGUUGCAAUGUGAAGUCCAUAUGUUUGAUGUUCUCAACUUUAAUCCUCUGUUAGCCAAGGAAGUGGAGCAUGUUUACUUCCAUUUGGAGGGCCUCGCUCGCAGGAAAGUCGUCACCUUUUACCCCAACAUCAACAUCAGCGUCGGAAUGAACGAUGUCCUCGGGCAUAUGCUGGAACAUAAGCUCGACCCCCGGGCCAUAAAUAUUCUGAAGAUUGACAUUGAAGGAUCGGAAUGGGAUGCUCUUGAAGACGUAACGAGUAAAAAAGGAAUGAAAAUUCUCGAGCUCGUUGGCCAGAUCGCUAUCGAGUUACACGUCGUGGACUUGGUGCAAGAUCUGAGCUAUGAUUGGCUAGACAGGAAGACUCCUGACCAAUGGCUGGACGUUUUACAAAAGCGCUUCGACAUUCUCAUGGGCCUAGAGGACAUGGGCUUCCGCCCCGUGGUCUACUGGGACAACGUUCAGGAUAAAUACGCUUUGCGUGACGAGGACGGCGAGCGCUACGAGACGGCUGGCGAGAUCCUCUACGUCAACACCAACUGGUAUAAUGCGACUUUUAAGCGCAUGUUGAUAGAGGAGGGGGUUCAGUUCCGUGGGGGGUGA